GGGGAUGGUCGGCCGGCUGUCGGCGGCGGGCAGUGGCGGCUGCGCCGGCCCUGCUGGCGGCGGCGGCGCGCGGACGGGACGGGUGCUCCGCUGGCUCGGACGUCGAUGGACCGCCGGCCCGUCCACGAUGAGUGCCCGCCGCCACUAUGAGCGGGGAGCUGCCGCGGCCCACCUCGAACCUGACUGGCACUGUGCUGCUCAGCCCGCCCGACUGGCCGUCCCCCUCCGUGUCUGUCGCCGCCAUCCUGGUAAUGGCUGUGCUUCUGGCUGUGCUCUGUGUGUGUCUGCUGGGUCCGCGCCUGCUGCGACUGGCCGCCGACCUCUGCCCCUGUGACCUGCCGAUGCCGCUGGCGCCCUCCGGAGCACACAUUCCAAGUGGCUGCCGACGGUCUCAGGCUGACCGCGGUGCCCUGGAGGGCUGUCUGAUGUGUGACCGUGGCGCGGCGGCGCUCACCGAGCAGCGGCGAACGUUGGCACUCUCUGCGCAGCGCGACUCCGAGCUGGGGCUGCCACCGGCGCUGCCACUGCCAGACGGAGAGGAAUUCCCCCACUCCGUCAACCACAUACAUAUCCGAACGGCGGAACAGGAGAAGGAGAUUUACCAGGCAUACAUCCGACCGCCGCCAAACCGGACUAUCGUCGGCCGGCAGCCGUCUCCGUCGGCCGUGACGUCACCGUCGACACCGACGGCAGCCGUGUGCGCCCGACGGCCGGCGGCGAGCGGUGCCAAGUCGCGCCCACUGACACUCGAGUCGUGCCAGCGGUGCGUGCCGGCUGUGAACACCCCCGAACUGACUGUGAUCGUGCCCGUGGCCAGGACGGCCGUGCGAGCCGGCUCAGCGCCGCGUCCGCCCGAGAGACUCCCAGCUGUGCCGCCGCCCGGUGCCGAGCGGUCGCCGGCAGCGACUGUGGCGACAUCUAUAACUACAUCAGUAACGCCACCUGUGACUCGCUCCAGCCGGCGACUGGCGACCGACCUGCCACCUGGCGGCGGGGUGAGGCCUGCGCGGAGGGCGUCCGGUCGGCUGGCGGCUCGGGCCGCCGCUGCUGCCGCUGGCCUCUUCUCUCGGCAGCGCUGACAGUGACCCCGCGGCAUCCGUCAGCCGGCAGCCACCGUCUUUCAUUGUUGUGUCCUCCAUGUGGGCAGCACGCACACACGCACGCGUCGGUCGAGUCAACGGCACACGCACAACGCCGACCGGCGAAUAUCCGUUCUGCGUGAGGUACCGCGUUUGGGAAACGUGCGAGCGAUUGUGAGAGUCGAGAUUAUGUGUCUGAAUAACCGCGUCCGUGAUAAUUGCGCUCCAAAGUGGUCGCGAGAGGCUGAUUUGAGUGCGUAUCAGCGACGGAUGUGAUCGUCGUUUGAUGCUGAGUGCCACGCACAAUGUGAUAUCCAUGUGCGGAUGCAUUGCGCGUUUGUUCGGUAGAGCGACUGUUUUAGCCUGCGGUCUGUAUGGAGUGUCACUGGUUUGUGGUCAUCGUGAUUCGUGGUUUGUGGCUCGGUGUGACGUCUGUUGUCAUGACUAUGGUCUAUAUUCGGUGGUCCAUGGCCUUUGGUCCAUGGUGUUUGGUCCAUGGUCUUUGGUCCAUGGUCUUUGGUCCGUUGGCCCAUGGUCCGGUACAGCCGUGACGCCGGCGUCCCUCGCUGUGCCAGCAGCAACGGCUGAAUCCACGGCAGGGUCCCACCCGACCCUUCAACUGACCUGUCGAACGCCCUGGAUUCGUUGGAACGGGCCGAGUCCGCAGCGGGGCCACGUCCGAACGAACCCUCACCUGACCUGUCGAACGCACACCUCAGAUGUAUGCAUUUCAUAUAUAAACGUUAUUUAUAUGACUUAUCUCUGGUCAGAUGACAGAUGUAUGCUCAGCUGUAUUGUGCAUCAGUCAUUGUAACAUUUUCGCGACGAAACAAGCA
Molecule: messenger RNA, 1915 nt
Organism: Amphibalanus amphitrite
Lineage: Eukaryota; Metazoa; Arthropoda; Thecostraca; Balanomorpha; Balanidae
Product: protein FAM110A-like
Exons: 4
Coding region: 147-1079 (310 amino acids)
Biological process (GO): negative regulation of transforming growth factor beta receptor signaling pathway
Cellular component (GO): early endosome membrane; Golgi membrane
Molecular function (GO): R-SMAD binding
Source: RefSeq, a predicted model, not a curated record